AUGGCGUACUCAGGAAGACUUGCAAUCGUGGCGGGCGGCAUCGGCGGCCUGGGCUCUGUCACAGCCCAACGGUUGCGCGAACAUGGAGCUGAUGUCGCAUUGCUCUACGCUCCAUUCGAAGCAGGACGAGUUGAGGAAACUCUCGAGCGCGUUUUCGAGACCAAGACCCCGGAACGGGUCCAUACCUUUGAGUGCGACAUCACUUCGGAACCGUCAGUCAAGCAAGUCUUCGAGAGGAUCGGCAAGCUCGAGUCCUUCCCAUGUAUCUUGAUCAAUGCUGCAGGAUAUGUUUCCGUACAGCCUUUGGAGGAGACAUCAGCAGAGGAGGUGAUGAGGAACCUGCUGCCCAACAUGCUAGGUCCAUUCAUCACCAGCAAUGCGUUCUUCCAUUUGUACCAGACUCGGGCUUCGCAAGUGGACAAAAGCCAUGUUCCACCAGGACGAAUCGUGAGCAUUGCGUCUCAGGCUGCUCAUGUUGCCCUCGAUGGCCACGGGGCAUACUGUGCCUCGAAAGCCGGACUCAUCGGGCAUACGAGGUGCAUGGCAAGUGAAUGGGGUCCCAAAGGUAUCACUGCAAACACUGUCAGCCCAACAGUAACAUGGACUCCCCUGGCAGCAAAGGCGUGGGCGGACGAGGCGAAGAAAGAAAAGCAUCUCGCUCAGAUUCCGACGGGACGUUUCAGCAUGCCUUCUGAAAUUGCCCACGCCAUUGAAUUUCUAUGCCGAGAUGAAAGUGCCAUGAUCAAUGGAGCAGACAUUCGCGUUGACGGGGGCUUCACCAUAAGUAGAUAG
This is a messenger RNA of Exophiala dermatitidis NIH/UT8656, 792 nucleotides long. RefSeq names its product short chain dehydrogenase. The transcript has 2 exons. The coding region runs from base 1 to 792 and encodes 263 amino acids. Lineage: Eukaryota; Fungi; Ascomycota; Eurotiomycetes; Chaetothyriales; Herpotrichiellaceae. The record is from RefSeq and is a predicted model, not a curated record. Gene Ontology annotation, molecular function: oxidoreductase activity, acting on the CH-OH group of donors, NAD or NADP as acceptor.